AUGUCAAGAAGAAGAGUAGGUGGUAAACCAAAACCAGCUGGUAAAGCAGCUGCCGGUAAGGAUCACCAUACCCAAUUUUUGGAAGCUUUGAAAUUGUACGAAGGAAAACAAUAUAAAAAGUCUAUCAAGCUUUUAGAUACUAUAAUGAAGAAACAAAUUACUCCAGAUUUUUUGGCAUUGAAGGGUUUAAACCAUUAUUUUCUUGGUGAAAAGGAAGAAGCUUCUGAUUAUAUCGGGCAAGCCACCAGCAAGAUUGAUGGUACAAAGGCCUCUGCUAUCUGUUGCCAUCUUCUAGGCAUUUAUAAGAGAUCGGUAAAGGAAUACAACGAGUCAAUUAAAUGGUUCCAAGCUUCUCUUGAUAACGGUUCUACCAACAAACAAAUUUACAGAGAUUUGGCUACUUUACAAUCCCAAGUUGGUGAUUUUAAGACUGCGUUGAACUCUAGAAAGAAGUACUGGGAAUCGUUUGUCGGAUAUCGUGCUAAUUGGACUGCUUUAGCCAUUGCUCAGGAUAUCAACGGUGAAAGACAACAAGCUGUCAACACUUUAUCUCAAUUUGAAAAACUGGCCCAAGGUAAGAUUAGUAAUGCUGAAAUGUAUGAACAUAAUGAAUGUUUGAUCUAUAAAAAUGACAUUAUGUAUAAAGCAGCUGGUGACAAUCCUGAUAAACUGAAGAAUGUUUUACAUCAUCUGGAUGAUAUUGAACCAAAUGUAUUUGAUAAGUUUGGUCUUCUAGAAAGAAAGGCUUCUAUCUACAUGAAGUUGGGUCAAACCAAGGAAGCUUCUUUAGUCUAUAGAACGUUGAUCAAGAGAAAUCCAGAUGACUUCAAAUAUUACAAGUUAUUAGAAGUUUCCUUGGGCAUCACAACCAAUAAUAAACUAAGAAAGGUUUUAUAUGAAAAACUUGCAUCAUUUUACCCAAGAUGUGAAGCACCAAAAUUUUUACCAUUAACUUUCAUCCACGAUGAAGAAGAAUUAACAAAAAAAUUAAGAGAGUAUGUUCUACCUCAAUUGAAACGUGGUGUUCCAGCUACUUUCUCUAACGUUAAACCAUUGUAUUUGAAGAGGAGAAAUGUGGUUCCAAAGUUAUUAGAAAAUAUUGUAACCCAAUACUUGUCAGAGCAAGACUCAAGGGAACAACCAAUCCCAUAUAUCUGGUCUUGUUACUUCCUGGCUCAACACCACUUGAACCUAAGGGAUUAUCAAAAAGCUCAAGAAUACGUGGAAAAAGCCAUCGAACAUACCCCAACUAUGGUUGAGUUCUAUCUGAUGAAGGCUCGUAUUUUAAAACAUACCGGUGAAUUAGAGAAGGCUGCAUUGGUUUUGGAAGAAGGUAGAAAGCUAGACUUGCAAGAUAGAUUUAUCAAUUGUAAAGGUGUUAAAUAUUACUUGAGAGCCAACCAAGUUGAUAAAGCCGUUGAAGUUGCAUCAUUAUUUACCAAGAAUGACGAUUCUGUGAAUGGUGUUAAAGACCUUCACCUUGUCGAGGCUUCUUGGUUUAUCUCUGAACAAGCCGAAGCUUAUUACAGAAUUCACAUAUCUGCCCAAAAAAAAUUGGAUGAACUGAGAACUCAAACUGUGGAUUCUGAUAAAGGUGACUCAAAUGCUGAAAUUAAGGAUUUAGAAUGGUCUGUACAGAAAUAUAAGGGCUUAUCCUUAAAGAGAUUUUAUGCUAUCAGUAAAUUCUAUAAACAAUUUGAAGAUGAUAAAUUGGAUUUCCACUCGUAUUGUAUGAGAAAGGGUACUCCACGUGCUUACUUAGAGAUGUUACGUUGGGGUGAACGUCUAUACACUCAACCAAUGUAUGUUCGUGCAAUGAAUGGAGCAUCUAAGAUAUAUUUCAAUUUGUAUGACAAUUCAUUGAAACGUAAACAAGAAGAGGGCAACGAUGAAACUGUAAAAUUAACUGAAAAUGAUAAAAAGAAGGCCAAGAAGGAAGCUGCAAGUCUAACAAAACGUAAAAAUGAGGAAAAGAAACAAGUACUUUCAUAUUCGGAAGAAGAAGAUCCUGAUGUGUUCGGUGAAGAGUUAUUGGCCACCAAGACACCAUUGCAAUCUUUCGGUGAUAAUUUCUACCAAAAUUAUAGCAAACAAGCAAAGGACUACGAAAGAAAUCAUGUCAUCGAUUUUGGAUAUCAAUAUAGAAAUGGCAAGCUUGCAUUAUGUCUAGGUGCACUUUCCAAAUUUGAAAAGAAAUAUAAUCAAAAAUCUGGAUUAUUUGGUGCUAUGGCUAUUGUAUUGUUAUUAGCUACCAAAGAAAGUAGUUCUAUGGAUAUGAUUGCUAAGAAAGUAGCCACGAAGGGAUUAGAGACCGAUUACUCCUUUUUACCUUUAAAUGAAGUUGAGAAUGAAUCAUUUGAUUGGUUAAACUAUUUCAAGGAAAACUUUAAUAGUCUUGAUUUGAAUGCUUUAAUAUUUUUAAAACAGACUUCUUUAUUUGAGGAUGCAAGAGUUAAUGAAAUGAUUUUGAGUGCUAUCUCUCAAGAUGAACCUCUAUUACAAAACUAUAUCUUACAAUAUGUCUUAUAG
Molecule: messenger RNA, 2529 nt
Organism: Maudiozyma barnettii
Lineage: Eukaryota; Fungi; Ascomycota; Saccharomycetes; Saccharomycetales; Saccharomycetaceae
Gene: NAT1
Product: peptide alpha-N-acetyltransferase complex A subunit NAT1
Exons: 1
Coding region: 1-2529 (842 amino acids)
Biological process (GO): N-terminal peptidyl-methionine acetylation
Cellular component (GO): cytoplasm; NatA complex
Molecular function (GO): protein-N-terminal amino-acid acetyltransferase activity; protein binding
Source: RefSeq, a predicted model, not a curated record